CCAAGUCCACGCUCUGGGAGGACCUCGGUGGCAGACGAGACACUGCACUCCCCGCCCCGAUCGGCCCCGCGAGGAGCCAGGCUGUAAGCGGGCGCGGGAGGGAGGGCUGGUUGACAGUGUCACACACGCGGCCCCUUACGCGUCUGUCACCCCCCCCGCCCCGCCUCGGUCCCAGGCGCCGGGAGCGAGGCCAGGGGCGGGGCGCGGCCCUAGGAGCGCGUGCGGCCGGGGCGCUGCUGCGGGCGUCUGGGCCCUAGGGGCUCAGCGCGCGCGCCGGCCGCCCGCCAGCUCCGGGACGGGCCCAGCGGGCACGCGCCCCCCGUCGCGCGCCGCCGCCCCAACGCGCGCUCCCGCCCUUGCCGCGCACCCGCGCACGGGAAGAAGCUGCCGGCUCCAGUCUCGCCGACCCGCACCAUGCCCCGCAUAGAUGCGGACCUCAAGCUGGACUUCCAGGACGUCCUGCUCCGACCCAAGCGAAGCAGCCUCAGGAGCCGAGCUGAGGCCAUGUUCUAUAUCCUCAGGAUCCUGGAUUUCCCCGCCCAAGGGACUGGAUGCUGAUUCCAAGGUGGAUCUUGAGUGUACCUUCACAUUUCGAAACUCGAAGCAGACCUACUCAGGGAUUCCCAUCAUUGUGGCCAACAUGGACACCGUCGGGACAUUUGAGAUGGCAGCAGUGAUGUCACAGCAUUCCAUGUUUACAGCGAUUCAUAAGCAUUACACCCUGGAUGACUGGAAGCUCUUCGCUGCUAAUCACCCUAAAUGCCUGCAGCACCUAGCUGUGAGUUCGGGCAGCGGGACUAAUGAUCUGGAAAAGAUGAGUAGCAUCCUGGAAGCUGUGCCGCAGAUUAAGUUUAUUUGCCUAGACGUGGCCAAUGGAUAUUCAGAACAUUUUGUGGAAUUCGUAAAACUCGUCCGUGAUAGAUUUCCAGAACACACCAUUAUGGCAGGGAACGUGGUGACAGGGGAGAUGGUAGAAGAGCUUAUUAUUUCCGGAGCAGAUAUAAUCAAAGUGGGAGUUGGACCAGGCUCCGUGUGCACCACCCGCACCAAGACAGGGGUGGGCUACCCCCAGCUGAGCGCUGUGAUCGAGUGUGGGGAUUCCGCCCAUGGCCUGAAGGGGCACAUCAUCUCGGAUGGAGGCUGCACUUGUCCAGGAGAUGUCGCCAAAGCCUUUGGAGCCGGAGCUGACUUUGUUAUGCUGGGAGGGAUGUUUGCGGGCCACACGGAGUGUGCUGGAGAAGUGAUCGAGAGGAACGGGCAGAAGCUCAAACUCUUCUAUGGGAUGAGCUCAGAGACGGCGAUGGAGAAGCACGCAGGGGGAGUCGCCGAGUACAGAGCCUCUGAGGGCAAGACUGUGAAAGUGCCUUACAAAGGAGACGUGGAAAAUACUAUCCUGGAUAUUCUUGGGGGACUGAGGUCCACCUGCACCUAUGUGGGGGCCGCCAAACUCAAAGAGCUGAGCAAGAGGGCGACGUUCAUCAGGGUGACCCAGCAGUAUAACACAGUGUUCAGCUGACCUUGAGGAUGAGGUGACGUGCCGCACCCGGAUGCUCCCCCACUUACCCGCUUGCCCGUCUCCCCAUUAUGUCAGUGUUUCCGGCUGCUCCUGGAGGGUGGACUGCUCCUCCUUCCCCCUCCUGCCACUCGGAGGCUUUGGGGCCCCCUAGUGCCUUCUGGGGGCCUGGAAGCAGGGCAGUGAGGGGGUCAGUGGUCAGAGCCCAGCUGCCCAUGACGCAUAACUUCAUUGUUAAAACUAACACUCCCACCUUCUUUUUUAAAAAGAACAUAGUUUCACUUUAAUAUAAUGCUAAUAUCUUAACAUUUUCUUGAGUGCUGGAGUUUGCAUUUGUAGGAACCAAGUUUCAGGGGCAGUUGGGGAUUUUCUGCCUCCUUCCCAUUCUUAGCUCUUGGCUGUCAAGGCGCCUCGGGAAGGGAGGGUGAGGAAGGCCAGGCCACAGUCUUGAACUGGCUUCCCUUCCUUCCAGCGUUUGCUGCUGGGAAGGAACAAGGGCAAUGGAGUGAAUGCAUGAACUGAAGGACUGGUUUCACUGCCUCUGUCACGCAUGCUUUUUGGGAACAGGUCAUGUCUGGCUCCCAAAUUGUCACUCCCAGGCAGCUGUCCCUGCCCUUGUCCUGGGUUUUCACUUACCUUUGUUUUCCUCCAUCUCUUUCCCUUCUCAGUCCCAGCUUAGGCUGGCCUCUCUCAAAGAGAUCACCUUAUUUUGAAAUUCCACAGGCUGUUUCAUUGAAAGGUAGUCCACUGAAAACCAGCAGGAACCUCCUCCAGUGGUUCCCUAAGAAGCAUUGGUUUGAAAAAUAAGUCAGGACCAUUCCCUUGCCCAUAGCGAUUGAUACUUUCAGGGGAACUCAGGGUCCCACUGUGUGAUGGUCGAUGCUAUCCUGGAAGCAGAGGUGUUUUCUUGGAGAAGGACCUACAAGCCUUGGCAGGAAGCGUUACCACACUUGCAAACCAUGAACACAGAUGGAUUGCUCAUGGCUGGCCUCUUCUUUUAAAGCAUUCCUUGAUAAUAGAACUGGAAAGUGUAUGCAGACCAGCAUGUUUUACUGUAUUUCCUUCUAAACAAAGCUCAAGAAGCAGACGUAGGAGUAAAUUUUCUUUGACAAGGCAAGUGACGCCCUGCAGGCAGAGAAGGGCUGGAGGUCCUGCUGCAUAAUUGUUGGAUGUCCAUGGGGACUGACCCAUAUGAAGAAUCCCAACAAACCGUCAUACUCCAGGGAAUGACAGGCCUGCCUGCAGUCUUGCAAGAAUACAUUUAAAGAUUCAGCAAUUUAACUCCAUUGUAAUAAUUUCCCCCACCAAACCCAUUAAUUUUUGCAGAAAUACAAAUGGCUCCACUGGGGAGAGAGGGUCUAGUGGACGUAACGUAGCGCAAGUGGCAGGGCUGUGCUGGCGGCACCCACCUUUUCUGAGUGCCUACCUGAGAUUUAAGCCCCACACUGUUCCUGUGGAAGAUGUGGUUUAUACUCAGGCCCUGAAGUUUGCUAGUUUUAAGGGAUUCUUGCAAAAUAAGGGAGAGAAGCAAAGGAAAUGGGUAUCUUAAGGAAAUCCUAAUGCCUUGUGCCAGCAGCAGGAAGGGAACUUGAGGACAGUAUCCUUCUCCACACUCUUGUUUUAGCUUGGGGUUACCAUGUCCCCUUUCUCACACCAGGCUCCUGUUCUACACCUGGAGUGGUCAGGGUGAGGGACACCCAUCAGCCCGCUGUGCCACCCCUCUGGGGGCUCCCCUGCAGUGGUACGUGCCUGCUUGAGUGUAAAAAUUUUCCAGGUUGUCUGCUUUUUGUUUUCACCGGCUAAAGGCCCUUUCUCACCCAGCUUUUAGGGAAGUGAAAACUCAGUUACUGCGAAAGCCAAAGAUUUGUCAGGAUCAUUUCCAAGCAGAGGUUUCACAAAAAGCACUUCCAAGGCCCCAUGACCCAUUGCCCUGGCAAGCUCGUGUCUGCCUCCAGUGGAGUGGGCCUGGGCAAGCCCGGUUGUGGCCCUCAGACCAGGCAUUAGCAGGACACGGAGAUGGAGGUCCAGCCCUCCGCCCACCUGCAGGCGUCCUGUGUGGGGGUGGGUGGGGGUCUGAACUAGCCAAGGAGACACCCUUGGCAACACCACCGGCCGCUCCCACUGUCUGGUUUCAGGCUGGGCCCACUGCAGCUCAUGAAGCAAAGGUUUUGCCCUAAUCAGUCCGAAUUGUUGAGCAAAGUCUCACAGCCACCAGACCCCAAUCUCGGCGAGCCAUUAAUGCUCAGGAGUGGUGAUCAUGCCUGCUUCCCCCCAGCUUGCCCUCAGCCUACCAGUAUGCAUGGAGGAGGGGCAGCCCUUCCUGUCUGUCCAAGGCUCAUCUAAUCAAUACUGGUUUACCCACCCUCUUUCACACAUGGACAUCCACGAUGUGUCAGACCUCAACUCUUAGGUCCGGAGAGUCAAGUCCUGGUGAAGGGUCCCCACUAAAUCAAGAAAGACAGUGAAAGGAAAGGAGUUGCCCCUUCUUCCCCUGGGCCUAGUGAAGACUGAGAUGGAGAGCUCUCUUCCCCCUCUGCAGAGCCUUGAGGCAGAAGGAUUUGAGAGCCAAGAACGCAGAUGGGGGUGGAGGGGUCACCUGCAGGGGCCCCUGAGGAACUACCUUCCGGGGCCUACGGGGCCACUGCUAAGCCGACCUAACUUGCCAGGAGGCAUGGUGCAAACCUGUGGUGCCAUACUAUUGAAACAGGCUCCUCCACAUGCCAGGACUCCCCCUGCUUGCUGAGUUCCCAACAGGCGUGAAACUACAGGAGGCAUGAAUGAACCUCCCACCUACAGACCACCGAUCAAUUCACAGCCAAACAGUACAGAAUACAUCAGAUAAUGCCACACAGGCCAUGAAGCUGCCAAGUGCUGUUUAGAAACAAGUAUCUCUUGGAAGCAUGAGCCUUCAGAUAGAAAUAAACAUGAACUGAACAAGUCAAACCAUCAGCUGCUCCAACGUGCCUUUUAUUCUAAAUCCUCACCUCAACCACGACCAAGCCCACACCUCUCACAGUCAAAAAAAAAAAUUAG
Messenger RNA from Manis javanica (Malayan pangolin), 4546 nucleotides. It is a transcript of the gene GMPR, whose product is annotated as guanosine monophosphate reductase. The record is from RefSeq and is a predicted model, not a curated record. Gene Ontology annotation, molecular function: GMP reductase activity. NCBI's taxonomy places the organism in Eukaryota, Metazoa, Chordata, Mammalia, Pholidota, Manidae. Gene Ontology annotation, cellular component: GMP reductase complex. Gene Ontology annotation, biological process: nucleotide metabolic process.